This is a messenger RNA of Python bivittatus (Burmese python), 1077 nucleotides long. The record is from RefSeq and is a predicted model, not a curated record. Lineage: Eukaryota; Metazoa; Chordata; Lepidosauria; Squamata; Pythonidae.
CAAAACGGCGGCGGUUGGUUCAGUGCUCUUGUGCGAUAUCGGUUUUUGAAAGAGGAGGAGUUGCUGCUUUGCAGACGUCUGAGAUUCCUCUGGUAGUAUAAUAUGGAUUCCAACGUUUACAAGUGCCUUCAGCCUGGGUUAUCGAUUAAUAUUCAGCGUAGCAAUGGUGCAGUCCAUGGUGCAACUAUCAAAACUGUGAGUCUGGAAAAAAUGACUUUAUCUGUAGAAUGGACAGAAAACAACAGUCUCAAAGGGAAAGAGAUUGACCUUGAUGAUGUGCUAGCAAUAAAUCCAGAACUGUCUACAGCUCCAGUUGUUGCUGAUGUAAAAGAGAGCCUUCCAGUUCGGGACAAUGUAACCAUACAGAGACAAAAUCGCAGAACAACACUCUCAAAAAUUCCUGGUCCCAGAGAAGCACUGAGGUUCCAAGGUAGCAAAAUGUCGGUCAUAGCAGAACCACAGAACAGUCCUCUGGAAAAUGAUAUGGAAGUAGAAACACCUGCUUCUGUACCACCUCGAAGCCAUUCAGCUCUUCCUGUUGUACGAGCUCGAUCUAGGACUAGUUACUCUUCUGAUAGAUGCAGUAUUCAACCUAAUGGUAAUGAAGUGACAGAAGAACCUCCACAGUCUCUCAGAAUUGUUUCUGCAGCCAUUCAAGCUCGGAGGAAAUCUAAUAUUGUAAAAGAAAUGGAAAAAAUGAAAAAUAAGAGGGAAGAGAAAAGAGCCCAGUUUUCUGAAAUAAGAAACAGGCGGGCACAGGAAUUUGACAGUAGUUGUCCAAACUGGGAUUUUGCACGAAUGGUUAAAGAAUAUCGAACUACUAUUAACUGCCAAUCAUUAUCAAUGAAUGAUCCGAUAGAAGAGCAUAGAAUUUGUGUCUGCGUGAGAAAACGACCCUUAAAUAAGCAAGAACUUGGAAAGAAGGAAUGUGAUAUAAUCACUGUUGUUAGCAAGAACAGCAUCCUGGUGCAUGAACCAAAGGUGAAGGUGGAUCUGACAAAAUAUCUUGAAAACCAGCCUUUUCGAUUUGACUUCUCAUUUGAUGAAAAAGCUACCAAUGAGAUGGUUUACUGGUAA